Messenger RNA from Diorhabda sublineata, 3982 nucleotides. RefSeq lists its product as uncharacterized. The record is from RefSeq and is a predicted model, not a curated record. The coding region runs from base 99 to 1640 and encodes 513 amino acids. The transcript is spliced from 10 exons. NCBI's taxonomy places the organism in Eukaryota, Metazoa, Arthropoda, Insecta, Coleoptera, Chrysomelidae.
ACCGCCUGAAUAUUUACACUGUCAAAGAAAUGUCAGCAUAAUUUCGGUAUAGGGCUGGCAAAUGUUAAGAAUGAAGUUUUGAAAAAAUUUUGGAAAACAUGGGGAAUCAUCAUGGACACGAAUCAAAAUCGGGAACAUCAACUCCCACUUCAAUAUCACGUUCCCGUAACGGCUCUAGGAAGAGUAUCACCAGAACAAGUUCGGGAGAUAUUCAAGAAAAACCUAGUCCAAUGUUACCUGUGGAAAAACUAUCGAAGAUUUUGGCAGAAAAAUCUCAAAAACUAGAGGGUGUCAACGGAAUUAGCAAAAAUGUAUUCACGAGAUUUUUAUUCCCAAGAUAUCAAGUGCUUGGUGAAAAAUUGUACGAUUAUUUCUUGAAAUGUAGCAAAUCGAAGAACUCAUAUAUUGGACAAAACGCUUUCAAACAACAAUGUGAGAUUUAUUUAGCUAUUAUGGAUGAUGAGAAAAUACGUGAUAUCCUAGUCAAGAUGUGGGCUACUUCGGGCGAUGAAACAGGUGUAGAAAUGAUCUCGCCUGAUGAUAUGACUUCUCUUCUAAUGUGUACUUACCAUAUAAGUAUGGAUCAUUAUUCUGAAGGUCCCCAAAUGUGCCUUUCUUGUAAUAAAACCCUUAAAGCUGUUGUGGAUAGUUGUUUUCAUAAUAAAAAACAAUUAUCAGUACAAUUUGUUUCGCAUUGGAUCGAGCUCAAUACUCCUAGAUUAUUAUUCCCCCUUCAUAGAUACGCUGUUCAUUCUUUGGCAACUUCGUGGAGAACUUUAGAGGAAUGUGAACAUAGUCUGGCUAGUGGUAAUGCGCGUGAAAAGCCACAGUAUACAGAUGAAUCUACUGAAAUAGCUCCAUAUUCAGGUUUGGAAUUAACAACUCCUGUAUUAGAAGAAGCAAAUCCGUUUCCGCAAGCAAAACAUCAUCAACAUUUAUUAACUAUGAGUAUGUCUUGGCUCUUGGCAGGUGCUCUACCUCCGUUAUAUUCCAGACCACAGAAGGCCAAUUCACCAAGUAACAGUGGCGUCGGAUUAGCAAGUAUGUCAUUUCUGGCGAAAAUAGUGUGCGCUAUACCAUCCCAUUGGACCAUUCUCUACGAUUCUGACGAAAUGGGUUUGGGUUCAAAUAGAUUCCUGCAUCACGUCAUGAACUACAAAGGGCCAACUUUGACUCUCAUCAAAGUACAAGACGGUCAAAAGUUCUGCAUCGCUUCCCCCAACGAAUGGAGGGAAUCUCAUCACUAUUGGGGUGGAGAGGAGUGCGCCGUAUUUCAACUAUUGCCAAAGUUUCAAUUAUUGGAGAAAGGACCUAAGAUGUUGUAUUUGAAUUUUAGCGUUAGGGGGUAUCCUCACGGACUAAGAGUAGGCAGUGAUCCUAGAGCUCCUAUUAUUAGUAUAGAUGGAGGGUUUGAGAAGAUUGAAUGGCAGAAAAUUCCUUAUUAUUUGGAAAGUAUAGAAGUAUGGGGUUGUGGGGACCAGGUGAGUAGAGAACGACAAAUGGAAGUGAAAAAAUGGGAAAUGAAAGAAGCAGAAAAACAGCGGGUGGUCAAAUUAAGCGCCGCCGAUUGGUUAGACCAUCCCGAUAGAUAUUUAUUACAAUUAGCAGGUAGACCGGAAUACCAUCAGAAUCAAUCAUAGUUUUUGAUUUUUUGGCACAGUUUGUAGAUGUAUAUAGUUAAUUAAGCAAAUAUCUAAAAUACUAUAAUUAUGUAUAAUGAAGUGUACUUCAUUUAUAGAAUUUAACUUACCUUACUUGGCACUACAGCUCAGUGUGAGUUUCAGCCUCCUCCUCGAGAAGUCGCCUUCAAACUGAUCUAUUUUUAUCAAAGUUACCCAUCCUCUCACAUUCAUUGUUUGUAGAUCUUCAUGAACUUCGGUCCAUACGAUAUAGUGUCUACUGCUUUAUAUUUUGACGUCCAUGGUUCUCUUAGGCAUCCAUUCUUCGAAUGUGGCCAAACUAUCUCAAUCUUUGUGCUGGGAUUCUUUAGUCCACUUCGUUCAUUCUAAUUCGUGAAUAUAUUCUUAGAAUAGUUUUUCUUUCAAAUAUUCUUAAUAUUUCUUGGUCAAUUUGUGUCAUCACCCAACAUUUACUAUCAUAAGUUACAAUUGGUAGAGUUCUGUUGACUUUCAACUUCUUUCUUCUUGUUUUUAGUUUUUUUUAGGAGCUUCAGGUUCGUAAAAUAAGAUCUUUAACCAUUUUGAAUUUAACUUAAUGACUAAAAUUAGAUUUUAUUUAUAAAAAUUUAACAAUAUUCCCAAGUAGAAAAUUUUUGUAUUCUAUAUUCCUUAUGUUUAGACCCUAGUUAUUUUCAAAAACCUUGUAUAUAGACUAAUUGACUUGAUAAUUUUUUUUCAAAUUUAAUUAAACUUUGAUUAACACUGUAAAAAAUGUCUUAAUAUUGAAUCGAUUAAUUACUACCACUAUACCAACCCUCACAAUGUUUGGUUUUUUGAGCGGAAUAUGUACCGGUGACCUAUGAAAGUCUCAAAAAACCAGGAAGUGACAAUUUGAGUGAUGUGUAUGCAUUAGUAGUACACAAUCUGUUACCCCCAACGAUUGUAGGAACUUCAUGUUAAUACUCUUGGUGUUUUCCAAGACAUCUUGGAUUUCAACCAAACUAAAUGAUUUUACUCAUUAAUACUUCCAUCAACUCCUUUUGACCUAAUUAUUUAAUACGGUUAGCUACCUGGUGGUCUUCUUUGAUUUUAUUUGAAUUAAAAUUUAAUUAGUCUACCUGCACUAAUUAAAUUUUAAUAACGUCGAUUUUCUCUGUGACACCUUAGACUUGACAUUCCUAGAUAUUUUGGAAAACAUUAAUGGAAAACGUUAAUGUAUUUUAGAUAUUUGCAUGUACUUAGAGUAGUACUUAGACUGGAUACUUAAAUUACAUACACUACUUAAAAGUUUAGAAAUAACUUUACGACUGUUUUUAUGCCAUAUGGAUAUGAUGCUUUAAACUUUAUAUGUAUAAAAUUGAUUAUUGAAUUUUUAGAACAAUUUAUAAGAUAAAAACAUUUUUAAUAUUGCAAAAACUAGAGCAACACUGUUAGAGAAGUUGGUUCCAGUAGCUCAUUCUAAAGGUGGAGACGACUUUACAUCUUGAAAUUCCUUUGAUUUUCCUUCUUUAAAGUGUUUGAAUGCUUGGUUAACUUUGAUACUGCAAAAACUACAACAAUGGUUCCACUUCAAGAUGUUCCACAGCUCAAUUUUCAAUGAAUAAUUCAGCUUUGAGUACCACUGUUGGUUCAGUAGGUUCCAGUGGUUCAAUUUGAAGGUGGAGAAGCCUUUACAUCUUGAAAUUCCUUUGAAUCGCCUCAGUAACGCUUUUUUUCUUCUUUAAAGUGUUCGAACGCUUGGUAAACUUUUAUACUGCAAAAACUAGAACAGCGGUUCCACUUCAAAAUGUUCCACAACUCAAUUUUCAAGGAAUAAUUAAGCUUUCAGUAUGACUGUUGGUCCAGUAAAGUCCAGUGGCUCAAUCUGAAGGUGAAGAAGAUUUAACGUUAAAGAUUGUUUCACAUUUGAAUGCCAUUUCAUCAUUAAUUAUUGUGUAGAAGUAAAAAAAACAUUUAGUAGGUGAAAGUUGUCUUGUUUUGCAAAUAAAAAUGUUUUUACACCUAUAUUUUUGUAAACUCGUUUAGUAGUAAGUAUGUUUGUAGUAUGGAAUUAUAAUGACAAACAACUGCUUUUGUGCCUAUAACAAAUGUAUGCUCAAACACUCCAAAAACACAGUAUUAUGAUUGUAAACUUAUUUAAGAAUCAAAGAUAGGUACUUACAUCGUCACAAUAUUAAUUUCUUUAAAUAGAUAUUGAAUUUUACUUGUCGGAUAUUCAAAUGGAUUUCCUUAUAUUGUAUUUUAACUUUGGUGCAUCUUUUAAUUUAUUAUUUAAAUGGUAACUGAAUUUUGGCAUUUUUUGUGAUAAAUAUAUUGUUUCGAUGCCAUUUGAACAAGUACAUAAAUUAAAUAUUUACACUUUA